Molecule: messenger RNA, 1638 nt
Organism: Pogonomyrmex barbatus (red harvester ant)
Lineage: Eukaryota; Metazoa; Arthropoda; Insecta; Hymenoptera; Formicidae
Biological process (GO): protein autoubiquitination; protein polyubiquitination; proteasome-mediated ubiquitin-dependent protein catabolic process
Cellular component (GO): ubiquitin ligase complex; cytosol; nucleus
Molecular function (GO): ubiquitin protein ligase activity; ubiquitin conjugating enzyme binding; cyclin binding
Source: RefSeq, a predicted model, not a curated record
UCUGAAUCUGAGCACGACCUCACAGUUUUUCUCCCGUCUCACGAUCGGAUUUCCUCGGAUAUUCCAACGGGCGUAGGUGUGCAUCGACCGGAGAGAAAUCUGAGAGCGACCACGCGAACGAUUUAGUGACUUCUGACCACUUCUGGCAUUCCGCAGCGCUACCUGAGAAAGCGAUCCAGAAAUCUGAUCCACGAUUUGUUAAUGUAGCACGGAAAUCGAUGGGAUUAUUUGCCGCACUCUCGGAUUUUUCUUCCUCUUAUGGUCUCGUAAAAAAGAAAAGAGAAUAUAUAAAUUUUUAUUGGAGCGUUAGAACUUGCGCCUAACCUCCUACGUUGAUUGACAAGCACGUGUCAAGAUGUGUGGAACGCAAGACUUAGAAUCGGAAUGUUAUCAAGGCGCUGUUGCUACAUGAUGACAUGCUUCUAAUGCUGACCAAUAUGAAGCCAUGGAGCUUAUAACAUUAGAGCUAAGACCACGCUUGCAAUCCUGCAAUGUAUUUAUUUCCAUGCAGAAGGAUCUCUGCUUAAAGAAUGUUCAGAUUAAGCUUCUGGAAAAUAGCAUAGUAUUAAUUCUGGAAGACCGUAACAUCAAUUUCUCAUUGCCAUCUAUAAAAAUUUUACCAAUUUCUUUGUCUACAUUAAGCAUAAUAAACAAUUGGAUUUGCUUCCGUUUGCAAACCGCGCCGAUGGAAUCCGUAUUUGGCUCUUUCAACACAGAAGUGGUAACCGAUUUGAAUAAAUCAUCGAUUCAACCGAGUUCGACUCACUCGCAGCCUAUCUUAAAUGACAUCAAAUUGUUAUUUGAAACGUCAGAAUGCACCAUGCUGUGCGCUUGUUGCAAAAAUAUUAUUUCGAAAUCGAUCAACUUCAAGAGGUUUCUACCUUUGCCCGAUGCAGAAUACGAUCCUGACGAAUGGUUCUGUUGUAAGAAGAAUUGCAAUGUCAUGUCGAACAUACAGCCACAGGAGACUGAUUAUCUGUAUGGCUCUUAUUUUUCUGUAUUACAUAAAAAUAUUUUUGAAAACAAUGUAUGUAUAGAUAAUAAAACGUUGACCUGUAAUAAAUGCUUGUUGCACAUAGGAUCAUUUCAUGUAUCUAAUUUAUUCAAAAUAUGGAAUUGUUGCGUAGAUUAUAAACCACAGAAUCAUGAAUUGAAUACUGUGAAUGCAACUGAUUCGCUCAGCGAUUUUCUCACACUUGCAAGAGAAUCGCUGAGCGAAAUUUUAGGAGAGGAAAUAAUUCUGCAAACCUCCGUUGGCAAACAGACGCAUCGUCUUCUAAUAAAGCCGAUGGAUUACAAAUUAAAUUUAAUUACAGAAUCCGAUUACAAAGUUGACGGUAAUACUGACGCUAUAUCCUUACAACAGAAAUGCGUUGCCAAAGUUUUAUACAAGUACGAAACUAAUAAAUUUAUUAUAAAUGCUAAUUAUUUGAAUGUUAAGUAUCACGAAGUGGGUUUACCGAUAAUAGAAGCUGGAUUAAAUUAUUUGUUAUCGUCAACAAAACGACUGCCUCAUAUCUACAGAACAGCUGCUACAGAUUAUUAUCUUGGUUAUAUUGUUUUAGGAGAAAUCGCAAACUAAAUAUUUUUUGUUAAAUAAUGUUAAUUUUUAUACAUUGCAUAUAUUUUGUACAUCUA